AUGUUCGCCGAAACCGCUCUUGUUUCCAACUUCAAUGGAGUGCCAGAGAAGAAAUCUCUUACCGGCGCCUCCACCAACCUGAAGAAGCUGCUAAAGACCAUCAAGAAGAUCUUCAAGAACUCGAAGCCUUCAAAGGAAAUCCCGGUCUCCAACAUCAUCUACUCCUGCAAUACUGAGGAGGAGCACCAGAACUGGCUCAACGAACAACUUGAGGCCAAGGCAAUCAGCCUUCUGUGCUGA
Messenger RNA from Drosophila teissieri, 240 nucleotides. RefSeq lists its product as uncharacterized. NCBI's taxonomy places the organism in Eukaryota, Metazoa, Arthropoda, Insecta, Diptera, Drosophilidae. The coding region runs from base 1 to 240 and encodes 79 amino acids. The record is from RefSeq and is a predicted model, not a curated record. The transcript has a single exon.